AUGGCAGUGGAAUUCAUUAUUAUUAUUAUCUCUCUCUCUCUGUGUCUCCAGAUUAAGAAGAGAGUUCCCAGUUUCUCCCCAGGCUCCCUCCUGGAUUUUGGAUCAGGGACGGGAAGCGUGGCCUGGGCAGCGCACAGCCUGUGGGGAGAGAGCCUGAAGGAGUUCGUGUGUGUGGACAGCUCUGGAGCCAUGAACUCCUUGGCCGACCUGCUGGUCAGGGGUAAGAGCUACAGGCAGGGGCAGCUCGGCCGCGGGGGGUUUCGGUAGGGACCACUAGGGGGCGACAGCACUUCGCAAGUAUUCGUGUAUAAAAGAGCC
Lepisosteus oculatus (spotted gar) is the source of this 318-nucleotide messenger RNA. NCBI's taxonomy places the organism in Eukaryota, Metazoa, Chordata, Actinopteri, Semionotiformes, Lepisosteidae. The record is from RefSeq and is a predicted model, not a curated record.